Messenger RNA from Periconia digitata, 1503 nucleotides. The record is from the annotation of a GenBank genome assembly. NCBI's taxonomy places the organism in Eukaryota, Fungi, Ascomycota, Dothideomycetes, Pleosporales, Periconiaceae.
UCCUGCACAGCCAUGGAGUAUCAAGCCCUCCUGUCUGGCUGGACCGCACCUGUCCUCGGAGUCACAGCACUCGCGAUCUGGCUCUUCUACGGCCAAAACAAGAAGAAGCCUUACGCGAAUAUCCCAGUGCUUUCCGCGGAUCGCAACGAGUACCUACAGAAUGGACGUGCACUGCUUGAGAGCGGCAAGAAGUUCCAAAGCUGCUUCCAGGUCCAGACCGGCACAAACUUCAAAAUCGUCGUGCCGAACCGAUUUGCGACGGAGAUCAAGAACCAUCCGGACCUCAGCUUCAACGAUGCUCACGCUCGCGACAGUUUCACUUCGUAUCCGGGGCUUCAGCCGUUUCGAGAGAUUCUGGAAAAUGACACUUUCAUCCAGGAAGUUGUGAGGCGGAAGCUUACGCAGAGUUUGGGCCUAAUUACCGCAGAUCUGGUUGAGGAGACGCAGUUGACGUACCGCGACAUGUUUGGGGAAAGCAAAGAAUGGCAGACCCGUGUGAUCAAAUCCGACGUCCAGGAUAUCAUCGCUCGACUUUCGUCUCGGGUCUUCCUGGGGCUUGACCUGUGCCGCAACAAAGACUGGCUGGACAUUACCAAGAACUACACCUACAGCAGUUUCGAGGCCAUCAGCGAGCUACGUUCACACCAUGCAUUGGCUAGGCCCUUCGCUCACUGGUUUUCCAAGAAUUGCACACAGGCGAGGCAUUAUUACAAAAGAGCGCAGGUACUCAUCCAGCCAGUCGUCGAUCGCAGGAAAGCGCAACUGCAAGCUAGCUUAGCAGAGGGAGAGGGAUCAUCAAAAGCCUCCGAUGCAAUCGGCUGGAUGGUGGAAUGUGCAAGAGGGCGGAAGAUCGACUACGCUGCUGCGCAACUUUCCUUCAGCCUUGCUGCUAUCCACCUCAGCUCUGAAACAAUGACCAUGUGUCUGCUGCAGCUUUGUGAAAUGCCGGAGCUGAUCGAACCCCUACGCGAAGACUGCCGUCGUGUUCUCGAUGAGAGAGGAUGGACGAAACAGGCGCUGCAGGAUAUGAAGUUGCUGGAUAGCUUCAUGCGGGAAAGUCAGAGAACGAAAGACCUACUCGCCACCUCCAUGUUGCGCUAUGCAAAAUCUCCGCUGGUAUUGUCCGACGGUACUGUGAUUCCCAAGGGUAGCACGCUGAUGGUCAUGAACGACUGGGCGCACUCAUCGGAACACUUUCCGAAUGCCGAAACAUUCGACAUGAAGCGAUUCGCAAAACUACGAGAGCAACCAGGCGAGCACAACCUCCAUCAAUUCAGCACUCCUUCGGCUGAUCAAAUGGGCUUUGGAUUCGGCGAGCAUGCAUGCCCCGGUCGCUUCUUCGCUUCAAAUGAGAUAAAGAUUGCGCUAUGCAUUCUACUUCUAGAGUACGACUUUGAGUUCAUGCCCGGUGAUGAUGCACCGCAGGACAUCAAGCAUGAGAUUGUGCGACUUGCCGAUCCCCGCGCAAGGAUGCGUAUUCGAAAGCGCGAGGGAACAUCUUGA